CUACUGCAGCAUUUCGACUCAACACUGUACUGCUAUUACAUCGGCAGGACAAUUUGAAGACUGAAAUGAAAAGCAUGGCCUCCAUUAUUACAAAUAAAAGCGCCUGCGUACGUACGUGCGGGCAGCGCGCCUGCCCGCUCCUAAAAGAAGGCCUCACUUUUGUCUCAAAUUUGGUCCCUUUUCACAUUCUUGGGAGGGCCCGGUUCUGAUGCGUGAGCCGCACGUGGCGCGCAACCGCGUCCGCCCUGACCGGGCGGCUUCACGGGCACCGCUGCCAAAAGCAAAGUGAGAAGUAGCAUCAGCAAAGCCCCAGCCUUGCCUGCUUUUUCCUCAACAUACACACACCAACACGUAUUCACUAAGUUUUGGAUUUUGGAGUAUAUAUUGUAUACCUACCCGUCGAAUCAUAUAUCUGUUCAGAACAAUACGGACAGAGAGGAGGAGGAAUCAGAGAAUAUGAUGGAGGACGGAGAUAUAUCUGGGGAAAAGGAAAUGGAAGACGUUGAAUUGGGAGCAAGCAAUAAUAGCGAGCAGGAGAUUCGCAACAGCGACAGUAACAAUGGUAAAGCGGAGAUAUGUCUGGCGACGGCGUCGUCGAUGUUUCCGGGGUUCAGAUUUUCGCCGACGGACCAGGAGUUGAUAUCGUAUUACCUGAAGAAGAAAUUGGAAGGGAUUGAUAGUUGCGUGGAGCUCAUCUCGGAAGUUGAGAUUUGGAGACACGAGCCUUGGGACUUGCCCGCCAAGUCUGUAGUGCAAUCAGAUAACGAGUGGUUCUUCUUUUCGCCCCGUGGAAGGAAGUAUCCAAAUGGAUCGCAGAGUAAGAGAGCUACUGAAUCUGGCUACUGGAAGGCCACAGGUAAAAACCGGAAUGUAAAGUCUGGUUCAAAUGUGAUUGGCACAAAAAGGACACUUGUCUUCCAUACUGGUCGUGCACCUGAAGGUCAGAGGACGGAGUGGAUCAUGCAUGAGUAUUGCAGUGAUGAAAAACAACCUCAGGACUCCAUGGUUGUCUGUCGACUUAGGAAGAACAAGGAGUUCCACUUGAAUGACACCCCGAGAAAUUUGAACAAUCAUUCUUCUCCUGAUAAUAUUAAUAAUAAAACCUAUUGUGAACUACAACAUGCUGGCGGUGUGACAGAUGUCACAGAAUUAAGUACGGGGGGCAGCUGCUCAAACCCCUGCUCGAGUACUUUGAAUUUUCAAUCAGUUAAGCAGAUCGACUCUGGAUUUGAUUAUGAUCAGACCAAUGAAAUCCUUUCAUCCCAUAACCUGGAGGACUAUGACAAUGAAGAUGACUGUUUCGUGGAUAUAAUGAGAGAUGACAUAAUAAAGCUAGACGAUUCUUCCUUAAGUACACCUCUUCAUUCAUUGUCAGUAAUUAGAAACAAGCAUCUUGGACCAGAUAAGCAACAUGUUGAAGGUUGUGAGCCCCGUUUGCUUCCCCCCCAAGGCACUGCAAAUCGAAGAUUAAGACUAAGAAGGGAAAAAGUAGCAUUCUUUGAGGCAUCAUAUCAAGUUAAGAACAUGAAAACACACGCCGAGGAGAUCUCCAUACCAGAUAAAGAGCAAUUGCUAGGUCAAAGACUGAAAAGUUUGUUCAUCUAUGCUCUUAUUGUAGUUACCCUUAUCUUACUCUUUCUGUUGCUCUCCUCAUUAGAGGGAUCCCACCUUGUAAAAUGGUUUGGAGACUUUCAUCUCUGAAGAACAUGAGACUUUAUUACCAGACUAGAAUGUCAGUCAUCUUCAAUCAAGGAUUGGUUGCUUUAAUGAAAGUAUUACCUUUUCUUAGGAUUGACCAGGAGAAGCAUAUCCUGUCUGGCUUAUCUCAACGUUUGAUAUUUGGCUUAUCUCAUUGUUUGAUGUGUGGGACCCACAUCUGGAGUGGUAAGGCCCAUGUUUAUUUGGCCUUCUAGGGCUUUAGCAGGGUUUAAACUGAGGAGUGUUGUAAUUGUUGACAGAAACAAGAUUACUGUUGGUGGAUUUCUUCACUUAUGAUGAUAUAGAAGACUUGCAUAUUCUUUGUCAUUUUGAAAGAGGUGUUUGGCCACUUGAAGACUCCAAUGAUGGGAGGCUUACUUAUUUCUACUACUGCUAACUUGCUAAGAGGUUGGAAGGAAUAGCAGCCCUGAUCACUGGUGGUGCAGGUGGCAUUGGAUCUGUCACAGCAAAGCUCUUCUGUCUAAGUGGUGCUAAAGUCUUCAUAGUAGCCGACACCAGAGAUGAGCAAAGGCAUUCCCUCUGGAAAGAUUCACGCCAUGCAGACAAUCAGUUUGCCCACUG
Messenger RNA from Cuscuta europaea, 2280 nucleotides. Lineage: Eukaryota; Viridiplantae; Streptophyta; Magnoliopsida; Solanales; Convolvulaceae. The record is from the annotation of a GenBank genome assembly.